AUGUAUUCGAAACUCUUCACGACUGUUGUCAUAGGCCUGGUGCUGUUGGUAGUACCGCCUGCACUGACUCUACGCUACUCGAUUCACAGUACCAGGGUGAUUUACUUCGAAGCAUUGACUCGGUGCAUCAAGAACGGGGGACAUCUGGCUGCAAUUGAAAUAGCGUACCAGCAGACACAAAUUUGGAACGCGAUCCAGAAGGCUGGCCUGUCGACCGGAACCUUUUGGACAGCCGGUACGGAUCUUGGUAUGGAAGGAGCGUGGCUUUGGUUAUCGCGCAACAAACCGGUAGGCUCUGUCCAAGGAUGGACGAACUGGAUGGAUGGAGAACCGAACAAUGCUGGUGGCACGGCCCAUUGUUUAGCUAUGGUUGGUGGUACGGGUAAUGGACAGUGGGGCGAUUUUUCUUGCGAAUCUGUCAACCAUUAUGUGUGUGAAUACGCAGAUUAA
Anopheles maculipalpis is the source of this 450-nucleotide messenger RNA. Its product is annotated as perlucin-like. The transcript has a single exon. Gene Ontology annotation, molecular function: signaling receptor activity. The coding region runs from base 1 to 450 and encodes 149 amino acids. The record is from RefSeq and is a predicted model, not a curated record. NCBI's taxonomy places the organism in Eukaryota, Metazoa, Arthropoda, Insecta, Diptera, Culicidae.